Molecule: messenger RNA, 4530 nt
Organism: Sceloporus undulatus (fence lizard)
Lineage: Eukaryota; Metazoa; Chordata; Lepidosauria; Squamata; Phrynosomatidae
Gene: BCAS3
Product: BCAS3 microtubule associated cell migration factor
Biological process (GO): autophagy; response to starvation
Cellular component (GO): cytoplasm
Molecular function (GO): protein binding
Source: RefSeq, a predicted model, not a curated record
UGGGAGAGGGAAGAAAGGGCAGAGACGGCCUCGAUAGCGGCGGGAGUGUACAGAUCCACAAUGGCUGCCGAAUCUCCGCGCCGUCCAAGCCGAUGCACUGGAGGGGUGGUGGUUCGCCCGCAAGCCGUCACGGAACAGUCAUAUAUGGAAAGUGUUGUUACGUUUCUGCAAGAUGUUGUGCCUCAGGCCUACAGUGGCUCAGCUCCGACAGAAGAAAAAGAGAAAAUAGUGUGGGUCAGAUUUGAAAAUUCGGACUUGAACGAUACAUUGCGGAAUGUGGAGUUGCACGAGAUUCACAGCACUGGCAAUGAGCCGCCUUUGUUGCUGAUGAUUGGCUACAGCGACGGGAUACAGAUAUGGAGCAUCCCUGUCCUACUCCCAUCCCACAGACUGCAGAGAAGUGGUUUUGUAUUUGCAAAACCUGGAGCGACUGCAGAGGACCCCGGGGCCUAUUCCAAGGCACAAGCUUGGAUAAAAGUGUGGACUGCGCAUGCCAUUCGCCCCCGUGCUCAGAAGUGUGAUAACUUUGCUGAGAAGAGGCCUCUCCUUGCUGUGUGCAAAAGCAUUGGAUCUUCUGGCACCAGCCCUCCUUACUGUUGCGUAGAUCUACAUUCUUUGCGGACCGGUGAAAUGGUCAAAUCGGUGCAGUUCAAAACACCUAUUUAUGAUCUCCACUGCAACAAAAGGAUUCUUGUGGUCGUCUUGCAGGAGAAAAUAGCUGCCUUUGACAGCUGCACCUUCACCAAGAAGUUCUUUGUCACAAGUUGCUAUCCUUGCCCAGGGCCAAACAUGAAUCCCAUCGCCCUAGGAAGCCGGUGGUUAGCUUAUGCUGAAAACAAGCUGAUCCGGUGCCAUCAGUCCCGUGGGGGGGCCUGUGGAGACAACAUUCAGUCUUACACCGCCACAGUCAUCAGCGCAGCCAAAACCAUAAAAACUGGACUCACCAGUGGAAAAGUCGUGACGCAGUUAACAGGCACCUUCCUCCGGGAGCAACAGAAGAAGAUCUUAGCUCACAGCAAUGCCCGACGCAGUCCUUUGAUACCUGGAAGUACAGUGAUCGACACGGAGACAGUUGGAGAAGGACAGGUGCUCUUGAGCGAAGACUCGGAUAGCGAUGGCAUCGUGGCUCACUUCCCAGCACACGAGAAGCCAAUCUGUUGUAUGUCUUUCAACCCCAGCGGCAUGCUUCUAGUCACAGCAGAUACUCUGGGCCACGAUUUCCACGUCUUCCAAAUCCUCACCCACCCCUGGUCAUCUUCGCAAAGCGCCGUCCAUCACUUGUACACAUUACACCGCGGGGAGACGGAAGCCAAAGUACAAGACAUCUCCUUCAGCCAUGACUGCCGCUGGGUGGUGGUCAGCACCCUCCGAGGGACGUCCCACGUCUUCCCCAUCAACCCCUACGGAGGGCAGCCCUGCGUCCGUACGCACAUGUCGCCCCGGGUUGUGAACCGCAUGAGCCGCUUCCAGAAGAGCGCAGGGCUGGAGGAGAUAGAGCAGGAACUGACAACCAAGCAAGGCGGGCGUUGUAGUCCUGUCCCUGGCCUGUCCAGCAGUCCGUCUGGUUCACCUCUGCAUGGAAAACUGAACAGUCAAGAGACGUACAACAAUUUCACCAACAAUAACCCCGGGAACCCUCGCCUUUCUCCGCUUCCGAGUCUGACGGUGGUGGUCCCUCUCGCUCAGAUCAAGCAACCCAUGACUUUAGGAACGAUCACCAAACGUACCGGACCUUACCUGUUUGGAGCAGGAUGUUUUUCCAUAAAAGCUCCAUGUGCUCCUGAGCCUCCUCCUCAAAUUUCACAAGCAAAUUGUGGAGGAGAAUUCUGCGUGGCUGCUGUCUUUGGGUCGUCCAGAUCUUGGUUUGCAAGCAAUCCGCUGAAAGAUCAGUCCAGACAAUUCGUGGUCGAGUCUUUGUACAUCAUCAGCUGCUACGGGACUCUGGUGGAGCAUGUCCUCGAACCCCGGCCGCUCAGCACAGCCCCAAAGAUCAGCGAUGACACGCCACUGGAAAUGGUCACUUGCCCACGGGCCAGCUGGACCCUAGUCAGAACUCCCCAGUGGAAUGAACUGCAGCCGCCCUUUAACUUGAAUCAUCCGCUCCUCCUGGCCGCAGAUUCCAUGCAGUGUUACCAGUAUCUGCUCAUUGGCUUAGUCCCACUUGGAAGUCCAGGACCUAUCACUCGGCACGAAUCCUACGAUAGCUUAGCCUCUGACCACAGCGGGCAAGAAGACGAAGAAUGGCUUUCUCAGGUUGAAAUUGUGACCCACACUGGACCUCACCGGCGUCUGUGGAUGGGCCCGCAAUUUCAGUUCAAGACCAUUCACCCCUCAGGCCAAACCACAGUCAUCUCCUCUAGUUCUUCAGUGCUCCAGUCACACGGCCCGAACGAUACCCCGCAGCCUCUCUUGGAUUUCGAUACGGACGAUCUGGAUCUAAACAGUCUCAGGAUCCAGCCUGUGCGAUCUGAACCCGUGAGCAUGCCGGGGUCAUCGCGCCCAACAUCUGACCGCCGAGGCAUUUCAACCACGGGCGAUGCUACCUCAGAGCUACAACGCGAGGGAAGCAUCGAGACCCUGAGUAACAGCUCGGGCUCCACCAGCGGAAGCAUUCCACGGACCUUCGACGGUUACCGGUCGCCUCUCCCGACCAACGAGAGCCAACCCUUGAGCCUCUUCCCGACCGGCUUCCCAUAGCUGGCUCCCAAACAGGAAAACUAUCAGACAGGCUAACACCCCGAUGCUCCACGGGAAACAUCGAUGUGCAUUUAUCCCAACAGUUGGAUCAUCUUGUUACUUUAACGUUGUCGAUGUCUCCGCUCGCGACCCUCCUGGAACUGUGCGAACAAAAAGAUACCAAUUUUGCUGUACUGUGCAAUACGGGGAUGCUUUCCUCCCUUAAUCCGAACGGCUUUCUAGCAUUUCCCUCCCGGUCUUUCCCUGUCCCUCGCUUGAAUACAGGGAAAUGGCUCUUUCAAAGAAGUAUUUUAAACCACAGUUAGUUUCUUUUAACUGUAACCUGCAUCUCCCACCCUCAUGGCAAGCAGAGACAAAGCCUUUAAAUCUGAAUUGAUCAUUCGUUUUUCAUUGGGCGGCGUAAGGAUUAACACGCCACCCGUAUUUUAGGAACCCGCAUGAUCAUUGCCAAGAUCACAAGGCCCAUACAUAAGCCAGGGCCAUCAGCAUGUAACCUUUGCAAAUAUUGGAAGCCUUGAUGGACGGAUGAGUAAAGGGGAAAGAUUUGAGGACAAGCUCCAAAUGGGGGUUGUCUUGGAGUAUUGUGAAUUUAAUUUCUCCAUCUUCAGAUUUCAAAUGGAUGCCAAGAGUAUUACAAGAAAGGAUCUCUCUCUCUUCUCUCUCUCUCUUUUUCUUUGUCCUUUGGGGAAAAUGAUCCUGGGUGGUUCCAUGUAUUUUAAGAGAUGUACCGAAUUUGAUUAACUCGAAUGGCGAAUCUCUCUCACUGGGUUACAGUGUCGGUUCAUUGGAAUUCCUGUCCAAAAAGCGCAUGCGGUCUUCAAUAAAUCUCUGUGAUUUUGUUUCAAGAGAGCACUUGCAACCUCUAGGGCAACAAAACGCUUCUUGUUGUGGUUUCUCCAAUGGGGUGAUGUGAACUUUAGGCUUUCCGGGUUGGUUCGGUUUUAUCCCUGGAACUUGGAGAUCAACCAAAUGAAUCCUGGAGCAGAGGACAACAUACUCUUAGAGUUAAAGAGGUUAAACCCAAAUUGAAUGGGGUUCUCAUUUCAAACACAUACAAUAAUAACACAUGCAAUACUCCUAGUUUGUGUGUUCUUCCUCGCUGAUAGCUUUUGCCCUCUUGGCCACAUAUGGGGUUUCUUGGCGACGCAGGUCCUGGUUUUCUUCUGCGAAAUGUUGGAGAAUAUGGGAAUCAGCCAAGUCCUCCCAUCGAUGGGAGCUGGUCCCUUAAACCUCCUUUUUAACAUUGAAACAUUUGUCAGGAUUAAAUGUACUACUUAAACUUGGGAGCCACAUACGCUUUCUGUUUCCGUGCCAGAGCUUGGCGGAGGUAAGGGAGUUAGUUGCGUGUGCGUUUUUAGAUAACACAAAACCCCCUCGAGUCUGAGAACCUCCGGCCAACGUUUGAAAUUCCCUUCACUAUUUUGAGUUGUCGUUGUCGGGGGGGGGGGUUCUUUUUUGGUUGUUGUUCAAAGUCUAGAACCGUUUUAAGUCGCGAAGCGAAAGGAAACGCAUCCAAACCCACAAAUCUUUUCACACUUCCUCAACUUCGCAGCGGACGGGUCGGUUGAAGCAAAAUUGACCGUUUCCAUCCUCUGCUGAAUCUUUCCUUGUUUAAAAAAGGGAAAGAAAGAAAAAUCAAAAGGCGCAUUUGCUCUUUGGCUCGGCCUUACAGGAUUGCUGAGUCUGAGAUGGAAAGAAAAGUGGUGGGCAUGUGUUUUAACAAACCACUAAAAGUUGGGUAUGCAGGAUUGAUUUCACAUCUCUUUCCAAUUUCUUUUCCUCAGUGUGUGUGUAUCACAGUCGUGCAAUAAAAAAGACAGGCCUUUCUCUGUU